Messenger RNA from Struthio camelus australis, 484 nucleotides. Lineage: Eukaryota; Metazoa; Chordata; Aves; Struthioniformes; Struthionidae. The record is from RefSeq and is a predicted model, not a curated record.
AUGAAGCUGUUGUCCUACAGGUCUUCCCUGACAAACCCGCGUAGCAUCAGUGGCAUAUUGACGCUACAUACAAGAGAACAGGCAACCAACUUGCAGAAAGCCUAUAUCGGUAGCUUGGAUGUACCGAGGCCCAACAGCCGCGUGGAGAUUGUGGCAGCCAUGAGGAGGAUUCGGUACGAGUUCAAAGCCAAGAACAUUAAGAAGAAGAAAGUGAGCAUCAUUGUCUCCGUGGACGGCGUGAAAGUGAUUCUGCGCAAGAAACAGAAGAGAAAGGAAUGGACCUGGGACGAGAGUAAGAUGGUAGUGAUGCACGAUCCUGUGUACAGGUAUGCAGCAGGGGAUUUACACCAGCUAGAUCCAAGGCAAUUAAUCAAACCAGAGGGGAUGCAUUUCCAUGCUUCUGCUUGCUGAGUUAUCACCACCAAGAAGCGUGGCUUUUCCAACGGCCCGUGAAAAAUUAAUGAGGUGACAAAAUUCCUGCAGA